Messenger RNA from Seriola aureovittata, 3140 nucleotides. It is a transcript of the gene cyp7b1, whose product is annotated as cytochrome P450 7B1. NCBI's taxonomy places the organism in Eukaryota, Metazoa, Chordata, Actinopteri, Carangiformes, Carangidae. The transcript is spliced from 6 exons. The record is from RefSeq and is a predicted model, not a curated record. Gene Ontology annotation, biological process: cholesterol homeostasis; bile acid biosynthetic process. The coding region runs from base 114 to 1613 and encodes 499 amino acids. Gene Ontology annotation, molecular function: iron ion binding; oxidoreductase activity, acting on paired donors, with incorporation or reduction of molecular oxygen; steroid hydroxylase activity.
GACUGAGUUGUUUAGUGUUGAAGUUAAAGUUUGUCUGUCGCUGUGUGUGUGUGUCUGUGAAUGUGAGUGUGUGUGUCGGUGCUGGUCGGUUCUCUCCGGACACAAACGGAAACAUGUCCCCGCUGCUGCUGCUCCUGCUCGGCCUCCUGUCCCUGGUCCUCUGCGUCCUCCGCGGCAGGAGCAGAAGAGACGGUGAACCUCCUUUAAUAAAAGGCUGGAUCCCCUUCAUCGGAAAGGCUCUGGAGUUUGGAAGAGACGCCCAUAAAUUCCUGGAGGAACAUAAAAAGAAGUUUGGAGACAUCUUUACGGUGCAGAUCGCCGGUAAGUACAUGACCUUCAUCAUGGACCCUUUAAUGUAUCCAAGCAUCAUCAAACAUGGCCGGCAGCUGGACUUUAACGAGUUCUCCAACACGGUGGCUCCCUUCACCUUCGGCUACCCGCCCGUCAUCAGCAGGAAGUUCCCUGGCAUGAGGGAAAAGAUCAAACGCUCCUUCCACCUCCUCCAGGGGGACAGUCUCACGCCCCUGACGGAGAGCAUGAUGAGUAACCUCAUGCUGGUGUUUCGUCAGGACCACCUGGAGGAGAGGCCGGGGGACGAUGGUGGCUGGAGGAGCGGCAGCAUGUACGAGUUCUGUUACACGGUCAUGUUCGAGGCCACCUUCCUCACCAUGUACGGCAGGCCGCUGUCCGCUAUCCGCCACAGCAGGAUGGGGGUGCUGAGGGAGGACUUCAUCAAGUUUGACAGCAUGUUCCCCCUCCUCAUCGCUCAGAUCCCCCUCUGGCUGCUGGGACAGACCAAGGCGAUCCGCGAGAAGCUCAUUAACUACUUCCUGCCGCACAGGAUGUCGUGUUGGUCCAACAUGUCUCAGUUCAUCAAGAGACGAUCGGAGGUGUUCAAUCAGUACGACUCACUGACGGAUUCCCACAAAGCAGCUCAUCACUUUGCAAUCCUCUGGGCGUCUGUGGCGAACACCGCCCCCGCCACCUUCUGGGCCAUGUACUACCUAGCGAAUCACCCUGAGGCUCUGCAGGUCGUCCGUCAGGAGAUCCACGACGUCCUGGGACUCGACGGCGUGGAGUUCACCAGCGACAGAGACGUGACGCUGAGCAAAGAGCAGCUGGACAAACUCCUUUAUCUGGAGAGCGCCAUCAGCGAGAGUCUCCGUCUGUCCUCGGCCUCCAUGAACAUCCGGGUGGCUCAGGAGAACUUCGACCUGCGGCUGGACAGCGAGCGCUCGGUGGCCGUUAGAAAAGGAGAUAUCAUCGCCUUGUACCCUCAGAGUAUGCACCUGGACCCCGACAUCUACGAGGAGCCUCAGACAUUCCAGUUUGACCGCUACAUGCAGGACGGCAGAGAGAGGACCGACUUCUACAAAAACAAUCAGAAGCUCAAGCAUUACCUGAUGCCGUUCGGCUCCGGCUCCUCCAUGUGUCCCGGGCGAUUCUUCGCCAUCAACGAGAUCAAACAGUUCCUCUGUCUCCUGCUGCUCUACUUCGAUGUCCAGGUGGAGGACGGCCAGACCAGAGCCACUUUGGACUCCAACAGAGCCGGACUGGGAAUCCUGCAGCCCACCACUGACGUACGCUUCCGCUACAGACUGAGAACGGUUUAGACAGGUGUUAGAGUCAGUGAUGCAUCAUGUCCUGUCAGAUGACAGCUAACACAAUGUAAAUGACAACAGUGUUUGAUGUGACACAUAAAGAGCCAGAUGUUUCCCCCAGGAGCUGGUGGAGGCUAAAACACUGCAAUGAGAUUCAUCAGGUGACACAAAAUAUUUCUAUCGGGCUAAAGUAAAUUACUUCUCGAUGAAUUGCGGCAUAGCAGGUGACACAGGAUUGACCAGCGAUGUGAGAAAGCAAAAGGGUUGAAAGUUGACAACUUUUUAGUUGAUGCUAAUGAAGGUAGAAUAAACUCAGAGCUAUUAGGUCUGCACUGAGCUGAUACACAUUUGCUGAAUGGAUAGCCGAAUCCACUUCCUGAUGAGAGUGUUCCUUACUACAAACCUGUAUACUCCAUUCGGGUCAACCUGACUCAACUCGACCUGACUCGGAUCAUAGUUGAUACAUCGUAAAAAAUAAUUCACUUGCAGCAUCAAUAUAAUCACCAUAGCACUAUAAUCUCAUUAUUACCUGAGUUUUCAGCGUAUAUCACAACAAUGGUUUGGAAGGACAUAUCCUGUUCGUGUGCUCGUUUGUGGUCUGAACACUGUAAACUCAAAAAGCCAGAAGACUGAUACAUGUAGAGGUUUGGUUUUCUGAGGCAACACUAAACCAUCUUUGGGUAUUUUGUGUCUCUGAUUGUCUGUGUGUGUCCUUGUGCUGCUUGACAAUAAGUAAUUUACUCGUUGUGUGUCCGCGAACAUUUCCCACACUGUGCGCCUUAUUCCUCCGUCACAGUCCCUUCGUCUCUAUUUAACGUGAACAGCAGAUUACACUGUAAAUACUGUAUGAAACUGAGCACUGAUGUUGGCAGCUCUGAUUAAGCCAAGCUCUUAAAUGAAUUUUACAUUAAGUUUAAAGAUACACAAUGUUCUUUUGAUAUGACUUUUUAUAUUUUAGUUUUUCUGCUUCUCGUACUAAAGUUAAAGGAACAGUUCAACAUUUUAGAAAAUCGUCUUGUUCUCUGUCUUCUACACAGAUGUUUUUAGCAUAGCUUAGCACAAAGACUGGAAACAGGUAGAAAGUGUUAGCCUAGCUCCAUCAAAAGAAGAACAGCUCCACCUUCCAGCAACUCUGAGUUACGUGUUGUCUGUUGAGCAGAUGUACAAACAGAAGUUGGAGCAGUGACUCAACACAGUAUUAAAUAUUAAAUACAGGUCUGUAGGGCGUCUGCACCAAGAUGGCUGACAGGAAGAUUUCCUAAACUGUGGGAUUGUUCCUUUAGUGUCACUGCAUGAAUAGUGAGACUGAAAUAACACUGUCAGCGAAUCAACUGUCAGAUGAAGAAAUUGUUGAUAUCUGAGAUAUAUUUUUUUAAUUUUUAAUUUCAGAAUGUGAGUCAUAUACAGUGAACUACUUCCAUGUCAGCAUCAUGAACAACAAACACUACUUUUUUAGUUCAGUGUGAAGUUUUCCACACGUUUAAAAUUAACUGUAAUGUAAAAACAUGUAGUUUGUCAUUAAACUCGUCGUAAUUGUGA